Messenger RNA from Blumeria graminis f. sp. triticale, 468 nucleotides. The record is from the annotation of a GenBank genome assembly. Lineage: Eukaryota; Fungi; Ascomycota; Leotiomycetes; Helotiales; Erysiphaceae.
AUGCGCUUUACUUGUAUAGCCAUAAUCUUUCAAGGCGCAAGCAUCUGCACGAAAAUCCUUGCCACCUACCAUUCGAGUCAUAUUCAUGAGGCAAAAAAGGUAUUUAAAUGUGAUGGCUAUAACAUUGCGCAAUGGGGAUAUUCACGGUCAGAAUGGGAGGAAUUCUGGGAUGAUGAUACCCGUGCGACCUUGUACGAGAAACACGGUGAAUUAGUUACAAAUUUUCAAGAUACGAGGGUGGUUCAGUUCUAUGACGAAGACAACGGCGGCUACAAGUAUUUCGAUCUCACAACAGAAUGGUUAAGAUAUGAGACUGAACUUCAUACUAUUGAUGUUCAACACAUAAUCGCCAUCGACCGGCAAGGUCGUGCAUGUGCCAUGAUUAUGAGGAAGACCAUGUACAGAAUUGACUUUUGGUGCAAAGAAAUACCACGAAUUACUUAUGAGUUGUGUGAAAUCGAGCCUUGA